GAAGUGCGCUUGUAAAUCUGUAGGAGUCGCUUCCUGUCUUGGGUGGUGGCUUCAAACUUUCUUACUCGACUUCAUUCUUGUGUGUGGGAAUGAGAGGAGGGAGAAAGCUAAAUUUACAAAAGCGUCGUAAUCUACAUCUGUAGUAAGUGUUGUGUGAACAGCGUCGUUUAUUUGACUGAUCUUGUGUAUUUUCGCGCGGAGGGAGAGUAAAUAUCGAGUUGAAGUCAUGCAGGCCAUCAAGUGUGUGGUCGUCGGGGACGGAGCUGUGGGUAAAACAUGCCUUCUGAUCAGCUAUACCACCAAUGCCUUUCCUGGAGAAUACAUCCCCACUGUAUUUGAUAAUUAUUCUGCAAAUGUGAUGGUGGAUGGGAAACCAGUGAAUCUGGGUCUCUGGGAUACAGCAGGACAGGAAGAUUAUGACAGGCUUCGUCCCCUGUCGUACCCUCAAACGGACGUGUUCCUCAUCUGCUUUUCCCUUGUGAGUCCUGCCUCUUUUGAGAAUGUCCGUGCAAAGUGGUAUCCAGAAGUGAGACACCACUGUCCAAACACUCCCAUCAUCCUGGUGGGAACCAAGCUUGAUCUGAGAGAUGAUAAGGACACCAUUGAGAAACUGAAGGAGAAGAAGCUGACUCCCAUCACCUAUCCUCAGGGACUGGCCAUGGCCAAAGAGAUCGGGGCUGUGAAGUAUCUGGAGUGCUCGGCGCUCACACAGCGCGGCCUGAAGACGGUGUUCGACGAGGCCAUCCGGGCCGUACUCUGCCCUCCUCCUGUCAAGAAGAGGGGGAGGAAAUGCUCCUUGCUCUAGAGCCAUCCGGAAAGAUAGCUGCGAUCCAAACUGUAUUUCUAAGGGGGAGAAGUUAGAAAUGAGACCAUGCUUUCAUUUCUUACUUCCUCCAUUGUAAUUACCAGUACAACUUUAUACCUUCACAAAACUUUUAUCAAUAGAUGUAGAGAAAUAUUUAUCCCUGACCCGUGUCCCUUAGACAAACACAUGCUAUUGGACGACCUGCGGCCUUUGACUAAUGGAUAUUAACUUUUAGACAGUUAAUGGUAUCCUGAAGUUGAGAACCCAUAAUGUUUGUUUACAGUCUUUUGUUUGAAAGAAAUGAAGAUCUUGCCAAAUAGCACUACAUUAGGAUGGGGCGGCACGGCAUACACCACGUUUGUUGCUUUUUACCCCUUAAAGGGCCGCACCCAUUUGGCAAACCAGAGCUAACUGUUGGCUACUGUGAAGCCAGGGAGAUUGGAAGAGUUAUCGGUGAAGUCCGCUUAUCUCACACUUGUUUCUCAAACAUGAGGAUCAGUUAAUGGAAGGACAAGGCAUCCAAACAGAUUUUUAUAUUUCUUCAUUAGGGGUUAUGUGCACACUAUCUGCCAUUUUGGGGGGGAUACUGUAAUUUAAGGCCACUUCUGAAUUUUAGAAAACAUGUUUUGCAUAAAGGAAAUGAAGCCUGUUUUUAGGACCAUUUUCGUCACAAUUAAAUCUCCCUAACUACAAUAUAAUUUUAAAACUAAUUUUACUUAUAGUUCAACAGAUAUUACUAGUGGUUCAUAAAUAAUUUAAAUAAUAUAUUUUUCUAUUAAAGUAAUAAGUGAGCAUUUUUAUACGUAGACUUUGAUUGGGGAAAAUGGGCUUAAUUGUAACUACAAUAUCACAAUGGAAAAAAUAUACAGUGAUCCUAAAAACAGGCUUCAUUUUAAUAACCCAAAGUAUAAUUUCCACAUUUUCUUUCUUUUGGGGUGAAACAUGGCCAGGGAAUUUCGCUGGCGGUCUGAAAUAUCUAAUGAAUCACACAGGACAUUUAGUGUCAAUCUAAAUAUAGCGUUAUAUGGACACCUUUAUGCUCUUUGGGCAUUUAUAAUUCACCCUCUACAGUCAUAUAUCUAUUUUUUGUUAAAUUUUUAGAAACUUUUUCUUUUUGACACUUUUUAUAUUUGCUAAUGUUACAUAAAGCAACAGACUACUGUCAGAUCAUACACUACAGGAAUUAGUUAAUGUGAAGUCCGUCUUCUCUUGAUGCGGUUUAUUCCCAUUAUAGUUGAUCAUAUUUUUACCACUUCUUACUGUACUAAUAACAUGUAACUGUCGAACUGUUUGUCUUCAGAACACUUGUCUUAUUGAUUUGAACAGCACAUUGUGGUAUUUGAACAGUUCUGCACACCUACUUGAACGGUCCUGUGGCACAAGUACAGAGAGUGCGUUAUUUGCGAUCACCCUAUCGAGCGAUUUCUAUCUGCACAGUUAUAGCCAGAUUGUAACCCUGUUUUUAGGGGUAUUGAUGAUGUCACUUGUUUUACAGAGAUAAUAAAAUGCAAUAAAUUUAGAUCAAACCCUAGAAA
This is a messenger RNA of Ctenopharyngodon idella (grass carp), 2340 nucleotides long. RefSeq names its product Rac family small GTPase 1b (gene rac1b). Lineage: Eukaryota; Metazoa; Chordata; Actinopteri; Cypriniformes; Xenocyprididae. Bases 227 to 805 code for a protein of 192 amino acids. Gene Ontology annotation, cellular component: cytoskeleton; plasma membrane; dendritic spine. Gene Ontology annotation, molecular function: GTP binding; GTPase activity; protein kinase binding. The transcript has 6 exons. The record is from RefSeq and is a predicted model, not a curated record. Gene Ontology annotation, biological process: actin filament organization; cortical cytoskeleton organization; establishment or maintenance of cell polarity.